Panicum virgatum (switchgrass) is the source of this 1449-nucleotide messenger RNA. Its product is annotated as protein terminal ear1 homolog. The coding region runs from base 1 to 1287 and encodes 428 amino acids. The transcript is spliced from 4 exons. The record is from RefSeq and is a predicted model, not a curated record. Gene Ontology annotation, molecular function: nucleic acid binding. Lineage: Eukaryota; Viridiplantae; Streptophyta; Magnoliopsida; Poales; Poaceae.
AUGGAGUCCCAACCCCUCAUCAGUGCCGAGGCCAAGCCCUACGUCCCGCUCGCGACGUGCAUAUGCCCUCCUCCGGUGGCCCAGCUUCCAUCGCCGGGCUUCUUCCCGCAGCCGGUGCCGUACCCGUACCAGUCUCCGCCACCGCAGGCGGGGUUCCUGGGCGUCUCACCGGGCUGCUGGGGCAUCCCGCUGGGCCCCGGCGGCGUGGUGAUACAGGGCGCGUUCCCUCACCCUGCCUGGGCGCCGCCCAUGCCGCCGCCGCACGGAGCUAUUGCCACGCCGGCGGAGACGCCCUGCGCGAUGGCGAGGGCUACGUCGCAGGGCGGCGGCAAGCAGCAGCCUUUGCGCUCCGUGCACACCGGGCGUGUUCCAUGUACCCGGGCGCCGCCGCCGCCGCGGUUGCAUCGACCGGCGGCGGGGCGUCCGGGACCUCGCGCAGCCUCCCGCGGCUCGAAGGCCGGUGGGGCCGGAGUCCACGGGGCCGCCAAGGAGGAUCCAGCGCCCCGCGGCGGCAAGGCCCCGGGGGCCGGAGAGGAGGCGGCGGCCAACGAGCCGUCCCCGCGGUCGGUGCUCGUUACCACGAGCCCGCCGAUCUCGCCGACGACGCCCGUCCUUCCGUCGUCGUUCCCGCUGCCAUGCCUGCCUCCGGCGACCGCGGCCCUAACCGCACCAACGGAGCCGCCUCCCCACCGCGCCGAGCACGGUACAGGUACCAUGCCGCCCUGCCCACCGAAGACGAGGCGGCGGCGCGGGCCUCCUCGUGCGCAGCCGCCUCCCGGAGGCGAAGCGCGGCGCGGCGCCAUGAAGCCUCGGUUAUUGUUCGACCCAGCUUCCAAGCGCACCACUCUAAUGAUCCGCCACUUGCCCAACAAUUUUACGAGGAUGCGGCUGAUGGCCAUCAUCGACGAGCACUGCUUUAUCGAGAACGAGAAGGUCGCGCCUGGCGGGGUGAGGUCGGAGUACGACUUCCUCUACGUGCCAAUCGAUUUCCGGACCCUGGCCAACAAGGGCUACGCGUUCGUGAACAUGACAUCGCCGGGCGCGGCGCGCCGGCUCUGGGAGCACCUCCACGGCCACCGCUGGGAGGUCAGGCGCCGCCGCAAGACCUGCGCCGUCGACUACGGAGCCGUGCAGGGGCUUGACAGGUUGCUGGAUCAUUUCUCCGGGUCGUCCUUCGAGUGCGACAGCGAGGAGCUCCUGCCCGUGCGGUUCGAGCCUCCGCGUGACGGCACCCGCCCGGCUCUGGGCGCGGCGCAUGUCGUCGGCGUCCUGCGCCGCCGGUCGUGAUGGCCAGUGCCGUCGACUCGGCGCGUUGCAACCCCGGCCGCUCCGCUCUCCUCUUAUCUUGCGUUCUAUCCGUUCAUGGGAGAUUGGGCAGGAAUGGAUAGAACGGGAGAUACGAUACGAUUCGCCCGGCCGGUUGGAUCAUCAGUACUAUGUUUCAGCCGU